This is a messenger RNA of Gloeophyllum trabeum ATCC 11539, 837 nucleotides long. RefSeq names its product SMAD/FHA domain-containing protein. Lineage: Eukaryota; Fungi; Basidiomycota; Agaricomycetes; Gloeophyllales; Gloeophyllaceae. Gene Ontology annotation, biological process: ubiquitin-dependent protein catabolic process; protein ubiquitination; mitotic spindle assembly checkpoint signaling. The annotation marks the transcript as partial. Gene Ontology annotation, cellular component: mitotic spindle pole body; cytosol; cell division site. Gene Ontology annotation, molecular function: ubiquitin protein ligase activity; protein binding. The record is from RefSeq and is a predicted model, not a curated record. The transcript is spliced from 2 exons.
AUGCUUAGAAGGAGGCGAUCAGCAGGUGCGCUUGCCUCAGGCGCGACACCGCAAGUGGCCAUCAGCACGAGCGCACCAGGGCUGACGAGCGGCCCGCCCCGCUCGGCAGGUGGGGCGUCGUCGAACGCACCUGGGCACCGCAUCCGCCUCGUCCCGCACAUCGAUUCGCGGCGAUCGCUGCGCUUCGAGCCCAUCCAGCGCGACGUGCGCGAGGGCGACACGCCGCUGCGCAUCGGCCGGUUCACGGACCGCUCGGGGCUGGGCAUCGCAGCGGCGAACGCGAUGGGCUCGAACAAGCUCGCGUUCAAGUCCAAGGUCGUCAGCCGGAGCCACGCGGAGAUCUGGGUCGAGGCGGGCGGCAAAUUCUUCAUCAAGGACACCAAAAGCUCGAGCGGGACGUUCCUCAACCAUGUGCGGCUCAGCCCUGCGAACUCGGAGAGUCGGCCACACGAACUCAAGGACGGGGAUAUUCUCCAACUGGGCGUCGAUUAUCAGGGCGGGACGGAGGAUAUAUACAAGUGCGUCAAGAUCCGCGUGGAAGUGGGCAGGGAGUGGCAAGCCGCUGCCAAUGCCUUCAAUACGAACGCGCUGAAGCAGCUGAAAGCACUUGCGAUCCCGUCGACAGCCAAGGCUUCCGACAAGAAAACUGCACCCAAGUCUGGGCUUUCGGACUGCUGCAUCUGCCUCUUUGGCAUCACCAUUCACCAGGCGCUCUUUAUAGCUCCAUGCUCCCACUCCUUUCACUACAAAUGUAUCCGGCCUCUGUUAGACUCUCACCACCCAGCCUUUUCUUGUCCAGUGUGCCGCACGUACGCAGAUCUCGAGGAAGACGUCGAA